AGCUCAAGCUGUGCCUUUGGCUGGAGAUUUGGGCAUCGUCAGGGCCAUGACUCAGGUAUGGGCGGCGAACCAGCACUGCGAAUGGUUGCAGGCAGCCCAGGCGCGCCUGGUCCCAGCUGGGCGCACUCGUCAGGUUCGAGCCUCCGCUCCUGCCACCGCUCUCCCGCUGCCGGACAGGCCGCGCUUCCGGCGCGCCACCUGUGCGCCGCCCAACCGCCCGGUGAAAGGGGCGCCAACGCCGGCUUCCGUCAGCGUCUUGGCCUGUGGUGUCGGUGGCCUCGAGGAGCUCUGCCGGCAGCUGGAUGACCGAGCAGUGGCCUGGGCUCUGCUGCGGUUCCAGGUGGGGGGCGGAACCUUCGUGCGGACAAAGAUGGUCUUGGUCCACCUCAAUGGCGCUCGCACGCCGGCCAUCCAGCGGGGCUUGCUGAACGCCAGGAGCCAGGAGGUGUUGAAGGAGCUCGGGGACGUGAAUGCCAGUCUGCAGGUGACCUCCGGAAAGGAGCUCACCGUGGAUUACCUCUGCCAGCGCCUGAUCCCCUUCUUCUCCGCAGACCACAUGGAGUACUCCCUCCAGGGCCUGAAGAGCGAAUACGACAACAUGGUGCGCGCCUCGCAGCAGCGUGCCGCGGAGGCACAGAUGCUGCAGGAGCCCAAGUCGGACAUGGCCCCACUGCCGGAAGACGAGAGAGUGCUGAGCUUGGAAGAGGCACUCCAUGAGGUGGCGGAGGAUGGCCUCGCCAAUUGGGUGCUGCUGGACCCUGCAAGGCUGAAUGUCUACAAGACGGGCUCCGGUGGCUUCGACCAAAUGAAGGAGCACUUGGCAGCGGAUCGGGUACUCUUCGGCCUGGUGCGGCUCUCUUUCGGCGGCUCAAUGAGCAGAAUGGGGUGUAGCUAUCACGGCCUCACGAAGCACGUGCUGGUCCACUGGGUCGGCCCAACCGUCAGCGCGGUGCGGCGGGGUCUUUGGGGCGCCAAGUGCGGGGAGGUGGCAGCACUGGUGGCCCGGUACUGCGCGGUGGCCUUCCGCCAGGAGGCAAAUAGCUUCAGUGACCUCAAGUUGGAGGAGAUCAUCUCCAAGCUCCAGCGCCUGACGGUGGUGGACAGCAUGUCUUGCGACAGCAUCGCCGCUCGCAUCUCCCUGGAGGAGUACAACAUGGCAAGAGCCGAAGAGAUGCAACGGCAGCAGAAGCCAAAGCCACGAGAGGUGCCGAAGGAGAAGCCACGCGAGCCGAAGGUCCUACCUGACCUGCAGACGGCGGUGCGCAUGGUGAGAGACCCUCGGGGGCACAUCGACUGGGUGCUAUGUGGGUUGAGCAGCCCUAGGCUACCCCCGACCCCAUGCCGCUCGUUUGCUCGAGCAGGCAUGGUGGAGUGACGGGCCCAAUAAAAUCCGGCCGCAGUGGGCCAGCAGGCCAUGGCUGAUGGGACAAGCU
Messenger RNA from Effrenium voratum, 1433 nucleotides. Lineage: Eukaryota; Dinophyceae; Suessiales; Symbiodiniaceae. The record is from the annotation of a GenBank genome assembly.